UCUCCUCUCCUCUCCACUCCUGUCACAGUCAGUGCCUUCUUCUCCUUCUUCUCUUCUGCGUUUCCACAGAGAGAGAGAGAGAGAGAUGUUGGGAAGAGUGAGGGGGCCGUCGUCGUCGCCGGAUAGCUUGGAGAGGUCGACGGCCAAGCUUCUCAAGCACGAUCCUCUCUCCAUCUACGAAGCAACACUUCUUAAGCUUAAACAGGGUUCUCAGCAAAUCCAAGGAUCGCCAACGAGUGAGUUAGUGCGGCCACAUGAUUACUCCGCAGGAAGCUCCAACUGUGAGGAUACGAUGACCAUGGAGUGUGACUGUAGUUGUCCAAUUCCUUCGCAUUCGCAACUCACAUUGUUGCAUGAAAAGAAUCCGAUAACCGUAAAUGAUGCCUGUAUCUUGUCAAGUACCAGCGAUGCUCAUGCGAUCGUCAACUCGAAACAGCGAAGCAACGAUGAUGUAUCGAUUCUUCAUCUGUUUUCCAAAUACAAAAGCUCACAGCAUUCUUCUUCAAAUAGCAAAAUGGUGACGAUGGAGACUAAUUGUUCGUCGAUCGUUCCCCCAAGUCCUGGUGAUUACCUAUCUCUCGGAAACAUGGAACAAGAAUGUGUCGGCUCCUGAGCAAUAACAGUUUUAUGAUUGAUCACUCAGACUGGUGGUCUUGUGUUAUUUGUAAUGUUCAUGCACAAACUGUGUGCUUCAUAGCACUAUUAGUUUGUAUUAACUUGUAAAACUUACAAACACAACCUUGAGGUCAAAAGAUUUUCAUGCUGAUAAAGAUGAUAUGAAAGCGAUACUGUUAUAUGUGCUA
Messenger RNA from Syzygium oleosum, 803 nucleotides. RefSeq lists its product as uncharacterized. The record is from RefSeq and is a predicted model, not a curated record. Lineage: Eukaryota; Viridiplantae; Streptophyta; Magnoliopsida; Myrtales; Myrtaceae. Bases 86 to 613 code for a protein of 175 amino acids. The transcript has 2 exons.